Molecule: messenger RNA, 1884 nt
Organism: Callorhinchus milii (elephant shark)
Lineage: Eukaryota; Metazoa; Chordata; Chondrichthyes; Chimaeriformes; Callorhinchidae
Product: endothelial cell-specific chemotaxis regulator
Exons: 10
Coding region: 286-1143 (285 amino acids)
Source: RefSeq, a predicted model, not a curated record
AAGAUUCUCCCCCCCCCUCCACUGACACACACACCACACACACACACACACAGUGAAUCAGAACAGAGGCUACCACAACACACAGAAGCCCCCAUGGCACCGGGUUCCCUUGUGGAUUCUCUCCGUUUCCUCCUAUUCUUUGAGAGGAAGUCCCAGAAAUAACUAGUCCUGUACACUCACAUACUUUCUCAGCUCCCACAGCAAGGGAAGAGGCUACCCAGACCAGACCAGACAAACUCACACACACACACACAGCCAGGCUCCCUGCACUGACACACCAGCAGAAUGACUGCUCUGAAAAUCACUGCUCUCCUGUUACUGAUCUACCUCACCAUCUCACCAGCUCAGACAAGCACUAAUACCACUGCUGCAGAGAAACCUGGGACAAAUACGAACACUUCAAUGGGUAAUCCAAUUGUUCAGCAACUGCCUUUGGUUGAAACCACAUCCAUAACAAAAACCGCCAAUGGUUCCAUCCCGAAGUUGAAUUCUUCUGUCACACCAUCUUUCGGCAAUUCAUCAUCUGUGAGACCAACUUCUGUCACACCAACAGCAGAGAAUAUAAACUCCACGAUGAAAGUAACAACAGUUGACAUAAGUGUUUCCACCCAGAAAAUGAACUCUUUCGACACACCAUCUUCCGACCCACCAUCUACCGUCAGUCUGUCUUCUGUCACAGUAUCGGUCUGGAGCACUGACUUCACAAUGAACGUAACUACAGAUGUUUCUUCGCCAGUGUUCAACACGACCAGGAUGACUAUUCGUGCCAAACAGCCAAUGAGCUCUUUGCAAAUACCGGCCUUUGCUGUCAUUAGCCUCAUCCUUAUUCUCGUCAUCGUGGUGGUGGUUCUGGUCAUUUCGAUGAUUCUGAGGAUUAAAUGUCGGGCAUGUCAGGAAUCGUCACAAGAUUCAAGUAAGUCAAGGAGUGCAGGAAUCUCAGAAAGUCCCCAGGUUAACGGGAAGAAGGACAGAGUCACUCUCGUCUCCAUGAAGGUUCUGAGCCCCGAAGUCGAAACCUUGGGGUGUGCAUCUCUCCAGAACAAUUUUGACCAGACCAGCGGGGAACAGAUGAACAGUUUGUUGAAAGGGUCCCCUGGAAGUCAACGCUCUGGAUAUUUCUCACUGCCUGGAAGAGUGAGUUGAGAGGGGAAACUCACUGCGUGACAAUCCAAACGUCCAGUCUGCUUAUUUGUCUUUUGAUUCUAGAAACCAGUGUCUCUCAAACCCACUACUGAAAGACUCCUCUCUCCCUCUGUCUUGACCCUCUCUCUGUCUGUCUUUAAAUCCUCCCUUAAAACCCACCUCUUCGCUCACACUCACGGUCACCAUCUCCCUUCCUCGCUCUCCCCCUCUCGCUUGCUCCAUGACUACCCCCCAUCACUGUAAAGCGCACUGAGACCCAAUGUGACUCAAAGUUAGUUCCCCAGUGUGAAGGCAACUAUUAUAAAUGCAAGUUGCUGUACAGUACAUCAUUUGCUAAGAAUUGAACGGUUUCUCAGAAAGCUUCAGUGCUUUGGUUACUUGAGCCCUGAGCAAGCUACUUCACCACUUGAUGAUUUACCGGGUGAAGCCAAUAAACAAUGCUGACCCGAGAGUCAUGGGUUCACGUGCCCAUACGGACUGAGUUAGUUGAACACAAGCAACUGCCCUCAGAACACCCACGCAGUAGAAUGUGGACUUUAAACAUGGCACGUCUUGAUGUUCAUCUGUGAACAGUUGAGUGUUAGCCGACAAAACACCCGCUUACCGCACUUUACAUUAUCUCCUGUGAAGCCCUUUGGGACCUCCUCCAGAUCUGAAAGGCGCUCUUUAUGGAGUCCCUUAGGGUAGUGGUCCGCACACUCGCCUCGCAAGCAAAAGGACCCGGGUUCAAUUCCCAGGCCG